AUAGCCCAGUAAUUAUUCUGUUAUUUUUGUUUUACAACCGUUGUCGUUAUGGCUACUUCAAGCACCGGGGCAUCUUCAGCUUCAAGCACGAUGAUGAGAAGCUCAAGUACCGAUGAGAAUUUGCAGCAGAUUUUGGAUGAAAAGAAGCGCAAGAGAAAGCUGUCCAAUAGGGAAUCGGCACGUCGGUCUCGGAUUCGAAAACAGAAGCACCUGGAUGAUCUGAUGGGGCAAGUUUCUCAACUCACAAAGGACAACAACCAGACCCUUACAAGCAUGAACAUCACCACACAGCUUUAUUUGAACGUUGAGGCUGAGAACUCGGUUCUUAGAGCUCAGAUGACUGAGCUCAGCACCAGGCUGCAAUCUCUCUACGAAAUCAUCGAUUUCAUAAACUCAAGCAAUGGGGUUUUCGAAAAUGAUCACAACUUUGAGGCUGCCCAUCAUCAUCAUCAGAUCAACGAUGAUACCUUCAUCAAUCCAUGGACUUCUUUCUCUGUCAAUCAACACGUCAUGGCUUCUGCUGACAUGAUUAUGAACUGAGCAAUCAUUUCUAUGCUGCGAAAUCCUGGCUUUAUGGUUGUUGAUUGUUGCUCUUGUUUCUAAUAUUACAGGUGUUGCUUAGAUCCUAUUGGAGAUAGCUAGAGCUGGCCCCCCUUUCUUUUUGUUGUGUUUUGCUUCAUUUAGGUUGUAAAGGCUUUGCAUAAUGAAGGGAUGCAUGGAUGGAGAUUUGUGAUAAUCAGACAUAAAAGCUGGCAAUACCAUAGUUGGGCUGUUACAUUAUUGUUGAAAAGUUGCCAUUUCUGGUUUUCUAAUGUAAUUAUCAUUGCAACCCUA
Theobroma cacao (cacao) is the source of this 834-nucleotide messenger RNA. The record is from RefSeq and is a predicted model, not a curated record. Lineage: Eukaryota; Viridiplantae; Streptophyta; Magnoliopsida; Malvales; Malvaceae.